Aedes albopictus (Asian tiger mosquito) is the source of this 1227-nucleotide messenger RNA. It is a transcript of the gene cni, whose product is annotated as protein cornichon. Gene Ontology annotation, cellular component: endoplasmic reticulum membrane; COPII-coated ER to Golgi transport vesicle. NCBI's taxonomy places the organism in Eukaryota, Metazoa, Arthropoda, Insecta, Diptera, Culicidae. The record is from RefSeq and is a predicted model, not a curated record. The transcript is spliced from 5 exons. Gene Ontology annotation, biological process: endoplasmic reticulum to Golgi vesicle-mediated transport. Bases 194 to 628 code for a protein of 144 amino acids.
GAUCGGCGUGCUGUCAUCCCCAGGUGCAGCUGCUGUUGUUGUUUUUGCAGUUUUUUGUACGGAAGGGUGACCGAUUGCUGCAGCGCGUUUGCGAAAAAAAAAUCGCUCGUAAAAAGGAUUAAAAUUCAGUUCUGGCAGAUUUCGACAGUCCGCUUGUGUAAGAAGGAAGACUCGCCUCAGGAGAAGCACUACCAUGGCAUUUAACUUUUCGGCUUUCAGCUACAUUGUGGCUCUGAUUAUCGACGCAUUUCUGAUCUUUUUCUCGAUAUUUCAUGUGAUUGCAUUUGACGAGCUGAAAACGGACUACAAAAACCCGAUAGAUCAGUGCAAUUCAUUGAAUCCGUUGGUCCUGCCGGAGUAUGCGCUUCAUGUGCUGUUCAACCUGCUGUUCCUGUUUGCCGGGGAAUGGUUCUCGUUGGCCAUCAACAUUCCGCUGAUCGCUUAUCAUGUGUGGCGAUACUCAAACCGACCGGUCAUGUCCGGGCCCGGCCUGUACGAUCCCACCAGCAUCAUGAACGCUGAUGUUCUGGCCAAGUGCCAACGCGAAGGAUGGAUCAAACUGGCCGUUUAUCUACUCUCCUUCUUCUACUAUCUAUAUGGUAUGAUCUAUUCGCUCAUAUCGACGUAAGGGAUAUCACAAACCAAAUAAUGAGAAAAACUCAGCCAAUAAAAAAUGUUAUUAAACCGCACCCUAACCAACGCAUAUUCAUACAAGACGACAAUCGGUCGCCCAGGGUCUCUAUAACGUCUCAAACACCGACCAACGCGUACCGUGCGCGCAGGAGGGAACAUAUUUCAUAUUUCUAGAUCGCGAUUCCAUCCCAGAGGUCGUGGCGCGCUGCUGACGACUUCAUAAUGCCAUUUUCCUAGUAGGUAUAUGUUACGGUCAUUUUCAAUUUCUUGCUUUUGUAAGUCUGAUGUGUAUCAUCAUCAUCAUCACAUUUUCCUCUAUCGAAGGACUUUUGGCUGCUUUUGAACUUUUAAUUUAUUGAAAACUUCUAAAUUCUACACCUUGAGCUUACAAAAGAGUAAAGUUUUGCGCGAAAGUCAUCAUGGACAGGGGAAUACUUGCUUACACAUCCGAUGUAUUUUGUUUAAUCUUACUAACCGUUGCUAAAGAUGUAAGUGAAACUCCUGAAAUGUUUAGGGAAUAGUAAUAGUAGAGAGAUUGUAUUCUAGAUAAAUCAAGAAAGUUGUGGAAUAAAACUCAUACCGUAAGAAGUCAAA